Messenger RNA from Vitrella brassicaformis, 1315 nucleotides. The record is from the annotation of a GenBank genome assembly. Lineage: Eukaryota; Vitrellaceae.
CUUGACUAAAUCGGCGAUUUCUUGGAGGUUUCUCCUUCUUUUCGGAUGAGGCAGCGCGUGUCCGACUACAUCCAACAUCCUCCACCACCCCUCCCCCGCGAGACGGCGGCAAGCCCCCAUGUUGCGCAUGCAACGCGAUGGGCGGUCCAAGCUGUCCACGUGCAGCCGAGGCUGCGACUGCCGAAGCAAUAAUCGCCUCUGCACUGACUCUGUCAACUGCAAGCGCCGUACGUGCACGAACUUUGUGUAUCCCCUGGACCCGGUUGUUUGCAAUGAUGACGAUGAUGAUUCUUCCCCUUACGCCGGUCCUGCCGUGCCCUCCACGGCUUCUUUCGGUGAUGACAAGAUGCGCGAGGCCUUCGGUGAGCCCCUCACCAACUCUGCUGGUGGAUCGAGCUUUCCUGAGUGGGAGGCGUAUUACGAGCGGGUUUGCCGGCUUCGCCUGCGCUGCGUAGGCAUCUACAAGACUGGCAACCUUGGCCGCGCUGUCGCUGAUGCUGUCACUGAUGAUGUGGAGGCGAUUGCCAAGCUCGAGGCGCCUUCCGAGCAGCUCUUCGUCGUCAUCACCAAUCACAUCCACCAGCUGGUUGUGUCGCCGGGUCACCAAACCCGCCCUUCUCGCAGUCCAGGGCGUGUGUGAGGGUGAGUGCCAACUGUAUCACCGCCGUGGAACAGCGGGCCCGGGAAAGGGGUGAUGAGAAGAGAGACGGUGGCGGGGAAGUAUAAUGUAAUACUGAAAGACAUUAUGCUCUCUGUAGAAAGGUAGAUGGUACAGGAAGGUUGCAUUGCGGUGUAGUCUUUUCUCUCUUCUCUCCUUUCCUUACAGUACAGGCGCUGCCUUCAACAGUAUGUCCUUCUUGCGAGUCAGGGCUCCUGUGUUGUCUUUACCUACCCUGCGUUUUUCGUCAUCUCGGCCCUUUAAGUUAUCAUGUGUUUUGCACUCUCUUUUUCUCAUUUGUCUAUUCCUCUUGGGCCCUUAUGGCUGUGUGCGGUCCUCUUCUGUGCUGCCGUUGUUGUGCGCACUAUUGGUGUAUACACUCUAGUUGCAGGCCUCUGUACUGCUGUUGCUGUGUACGCACUAUGUACGCAGGCCUCUGCUGCUAUUGCUGUACGCUCUAUGGGCGCAGGGCUCUCUGCUGCUGCGAUUGUUGUCAGACUGUAUGUUCAGCUAUCAUUACACAAACGUGGUGCUGUCACAGAUAAGAUAAAGACACUUCCUUUGGAUGGCUCCAAGCUGAGCAGAUUAUGCCGCCUAAUUUAGCUGCAGAACCUGAAAUGGACUGCUGAACAGGCCGCGUCAGAUACUGGCAAUGAG